CCUCGAUGAGGCUCUCAUUGCGCAGUGGUGCAGCAAGUUGUUCGCAUGACUCCUUCAACCAAGACACCCAAGCAUAAUCUUUUCACGUGCUAACCACGACCAUACACAACGCGACUUGCCCGGGUCCGUGAAAGCCGCUCAUUCCCCAGAGUUUCGGUUUUCACUGUUUUCGUUCAUCAUGCAUAGAGCUAAGUAAGCCAUGAAGCUAGGUUAGAGGGCUUGGGGGCGCAGAAAUGCUCAGUCGGCUGGGCCGAUACCUGGGAUGCCUUGGGACCGGCUCUGCGCCAAAGACCGGCAGGGGAGAGCCAUAUAAGGCGCAAGCGGAUGGACAGCAGGCCCGGGGCCAGACGCAGCAGGAGGCGGCCUCGGUAUUCGAGCUUGCCUUCCAGGUGUUGAAGGCCAAGACAGAGCAGCUGCUGGCGAAUGACCAGUCGCUUCUCAGCCAAGAGUACAACAGUCUUUUAGAGUGUGAUGUCCUCGAAACGGUGGAGGCAGCGGAGCACACCAACAACGCCGGCAAGAACCGCUAUGUGAAUGUGCUCCCUUUCGAUUACAACCGCGUUAAAAUAUCUGGAGAGGAUGGGCAGGACUACAUCAACGCGAGCCUCGUGCAGAGUGCGCCCGAAGAGUCGCGUGGUUGGUGCUACAUCGCGGCCCAGGGGCCCCUCGCAUCAACGGUGGAUGAUUUCUGGAAAAUGGUGUUCGAAAACAACUGUUCCAUACUGAUAAUGCUCACCCGCACUGUGGAGAACAACCACAUCAAGUGCGCUGACUACUUCAACCAGCGACCAGGGGAAACGGCCAAGUUUGGCUCGUACCGGGUGACAACGACGGACGUGCAGGAGGUCAGCCCGGACAUCACCAAGCGGACGCUGCAGCUCAAGUUGUACACGACCCAGGAGGUGCACGAGGUUACGCACUACCACUACCACCGCUGGCCGGACUUCGGUGUACCGGAGUCGACAGAGCCCAUCCGCAAGCUGAUUAAACUGCUGUACCAGACGCGGAGAGAGCGGGAAACGACGGUCGUGCACUGCAGUGCUGGCAUCGGGCGGACGGGGACGCUGAUGGCGAUCGACGUCAUCCUGCGGCGGCUGUGGGCAAUGGCGGAGGCGCGCACGGUCGUGACGGCGGAGGACGUGACCACGGCCGUGGACUUGCCAGCGGUGGUGCACACGCUCCGGCGACAGCGCAAGGGCAUGGUGCAGACGCUGGAGCAGUACUUUUUCUGCUAUGAGGCGCUGCUGCAGGAAAUGGAGGACAGCAUGGGCCGGGCUGCUGCGGCGGCGGCAGCUGCGGCGGCGGCGGGCGCUGCAGCAGCCGCAGGCGCUGCAGGGGCAGCAUCCGGCGACGGCGUGAUCACGGCGGCCGCAGCGCCGGCGGGCAGGAACGGGAAAAAGCAGGGCUCGCCGCCGCCAGGGUGAGGCUGUGUGCCGCGGACC
Chlamydomonas reinhardtii is the source of this 1442-nucleotide messenger RNA. RefSeq lists its product as uncharacterized. Bases 234 to 1424 code for a protein of 396 amino acids. Gene Ontology annotation, molecular function: protein tyrosine phosphatase activity. Gene Ontology annotation, biological process: protein dephosphorylation. The transcript has 6 exons. NCBI's taxonomy places the organism in Eukaryota, Viridiplantae, Chlorophyta, Chlorophyceae, Chlamydomonadales, Chlamydomonadaceae. The record is from RefSeq and is a predicted model, not a curated record.